UUUACGGUGUCACCCAGUCGUCUCUAGUGGUUAACUGUUCGGCAGGCUAUGACGGGGGCUCUCCUCAACAUUUUCUCCUGCAGAAGCGCGUGGGACAAGGGUUUUCCACCAUACAGAACAAAACGUUGCCCUAUUUUGAAGUUAAAAACCUAGAGAGUGGACAAUCACACGACUUCAAAGUGUGUGCCUCUAAUCAGAAGUUCCUUAACACAAUUGUGUGCACCAGUCAAUUCUCCGCUAACACAAUGGAUGGGGAUAACAAAUCAGGUGAAGGCGAGGCACCAGUAACGGUUGCCACUGGAGCACAGACCGAAGAUUUUAUGUCGAAAUACCUGCCUUAUAUUCUACUCGGCGUCGCCUGCUUUAUACUACUGAUAGUCCUUGUUUCCAUAAUAGCGUAUUGCGCAUGUAGGAAAAAGAAAAACGCCGCCAGUUUUCCAACUGUAAAAAUUGAACAGGAUGGAGAGAAAGGAGAUGUUCAAAAUACUGAGCUUAUCCUCAAAGCUUCAAGUGGUAGUCCAGAGACGAAGAUCAAAGGUUUCGACAAUCUGGCUGCUGAGUAUGACGAGGACGUGGAAAUGUACGAAAAGGCAAUAGAAGAAAUCGACGUUGCUAUAACAUCACACGAAAACAAAAAACCAUUGACCACACAACAGAACAAGACGGACGAGAGCGACCUAGACUCAAGGGCUGAAGGAAGGCGUGAAAGCAUUGCACUCAUGGUGGAAGAGACUGGAGGCCAGCGAGAAUCAUUAUACGACAUUUUGCCUAGUAGAAGGAAUAGCGCUGCUGUCCACAUUAUACCGGAGAUGACGCUGGUAAACAUAGAAAACGAAAGCGAAACUAGUAAAAACGGUCCUAAAAUCGACAGUGCCGUGAGUCUGGCUGCUGCGGCCUGUAUUGUGCAGGAUCUGCUAAACAAAGAAAUGCGAGAUACCAGAAAAGAUGAAAAUGGCACAAAACAUGCCGCCGCGGAAGACUCGCUUCACUCAGAGAACAAAAAAGACGAUUCAACCUCUUCAGCCUCCACGUCGGAUGAUGACGAUGAUGCAAACCUCACAGAACUCAGAGAGGACAAGGUCACUCCACUGAUCGAAGCACUUGUUGUUGGCACUGUUGUUGAAACAUCUCAGCUCCAGGCGAAACGUCAAGACAGUAAAGGUAGCAGCAACGACGGUAGUGGCAGCAGUGAUAACGGCAGCGACAGUGAUGGAGAAUCUGACAGUGACAAUGAGCAUGAAGGAUCAUAUUCACUUAUUAACGAGAAUGACACAGUGGUCACUGAGGCGGCUAUCGACGCCCAGGAAGAGUCCAAUGUACAAGAUGGGAUGGGAACAGUCUUAGAGAAAACUUGUGACCAAAUUGAAGAAAAGGCCAAGAGUUCCGCUGACGAUGAAUUAACUACUGAUUCUGUGUCAGAACAGGACAAUGGGCUUAAUAGUGAAGAACAGAAGCAAGAAAUGGAAGUACAGAGUGCCCAGGAGUUGGAAACAAGUACCAAAGUUAUGAUUAAUAACCAACGAUCAACAUCAUACUCGGUGUCCAGUUUGGAAUCACUUAAAACAGAAAGUGAUUCUUCCUCCUCUUCUUCCUCUGAGGAUGGAGACGGUAUUCAGUACGACUUCAAACUAACGACGAAAAUUAAAAAGGAGGCUGAAAAAGCAGAAGGGGAAGAAGAGACAAAAACUGGAUCCAGUGGCACAAAUGCCACAUGCUUGAACAUCGAAUCGUCUCUUUGAUUAUGUCGUCUUUCUGUCAUUAAAAUUUACACCCAGAACAGUAAAGUGGAGGUUUGGCAUCAUUAAGGCACACAGAAAAGACAAAAAUGCUCAUUUGCCCCGGAUUAGAUAUCAUGAUAAUUCAAAUACUAUAUAAAUUAAUAAUUCUGCAUAGUUGGAUUUCUUUCAUAAAAUGUUCAUAGCGGUAUUUCUGUAGUCCUAUCACAAGGGUA
Messenger RNA from Lingula anatina, 1951 nucleotides. RefSeq lists its product as uncharacterized. Gene Ontology annotation, molecular function: protein binding. Lineage: Eukaryota; Metazoa; Brachiopoda; Lingulata; Lingulida; Lingulidae. The record is from RefSeq and is a predicted model, not a curated record.